AUGCGCGAGACGCUCGCCGACGUCGCGCGUCCUCGCGCGUGGCGCGCACGCGCGCGCGUCCAACGCGCGCAUCACCGUCCUCGCGCAGCCGUCGCGCGCGUCGCCGUCCUCGACGACGUCGCCGCCUACGCCUUGGUGACAAAGUCGGCUGAUGAUUUACUCGACGACGUCCGACGCCUCAACCGGGACGCGUCGUCGUCGUCGCCGCGAACGACGAAUGCAAACGUCGUGACGUACUCGCCCAAGGUGUUCGUUCCGCUCACGCGCGCGUGUCGGGACUCGUGCGGAUACUGCGCGUUCGUCGACUACGAACCGAGCGCGGCUGGAAAGCGCGUGUACAUGACGCUCGAGGAAAUCGUCGACGUGGCGCGACGAGGCGCGGCGGCGGGGGCGACGGAGUGUUUGUUGACGUUUGGUGAUCGACCCGAGGCGACGCGGGAGGAUGCGCGAGAGGGAUUGAGGGAGUUGGGAUGCGCGAGCACGGCGGAGUACGCGGCAAAGGCGUGCGAGGCGGUGUUGCGAGAGACGGGGUUGUUGCCGCACGUAAACGCGGGUGUGUUGACGAGAGACGAGUUGAGGAUGCUACGACGCGUGAGCGCGUCGCAAGGGUUGAUGUUGGAGACGACGAGCGAGCGGUUAUUGGGGCCGGGAAUGGCGCACGACGGGUGUGAGACAAAGCGACCGAAGACGCGCCUGCGGUGCAUCGAGCUCGCGGGAGAGGAGCGCAUCCCGUUCACGUCUGGAUUAUUGAUUGGGAUCGGCGAGACUCGCGAAGAGCGUAUCGAUGCACUUCUGGCGCUUCGCGAUGUACAUGCCAAGCACGGACACAUUCAAGAGCUCAUCAUACAGAAUUUCUUAUCGAAACCCGGCACCGCGAUGGCUGAUUUUCCAAAUCCUCCGCUGGAAGAGUUGACGUGGACGGUGAGCGCAGCUCGCCUAAUUUUUGGCGCAGACAUGAUUAUACAGGCGCCACCGAAUCUUACACCAGGCGAAGAGGCUGGCUGGCGCGCCCUUUUGCGCGCCGGUGCGAAUGAUUGGGGAGGAAUCUCGCCGGGCGUCACGCCGGACCACGUCAACGCCGAGGCGCCAUGGCCGCACAUAGAAGAGCUCGCCACCGUGUGCGCCGAUGAAGGUUUCGCGCUCGUCCCGAGACUGCCAGUGCACCCUAAGUACUUGAGGGUAGACGAUGAUCGAGUGAGCGUCGGGGGAUCCGCAGUUUGGCUUGACGACAAAGUUUCGCCGUAUCUUCGCAAACUCGCCGACAGCGAGUUUCUCGUUCGCGGUACGACAUGGUCGCCAGGACGUCCGGAUGAUGAAAAGAAAGAGUUUGUGGAUAUCGUCGGCGUGAAUGGCUCUGUUCCUUGUCGUGGUACCAAGAGGCGUAUAUCGAGCGAAGUUCUGGCCGCCAUAGCCGCCAUAGUGGACGGAAACUAUGAGUUGGACGACAUCGUGACGUGCUUACAAGCGAGAGGCGCCGAUUUCGACAAGGUGUGCGAGGCCGCGAAUACUUUGCGAGAGCAGCAGUGUGGUGAUACCGUUACGUUUGUGAACAAUAGAAACAUUAACUAUACGAAUAUCUGCACGUUGGCGUGCACGUUUUGUUCGUUUUCCAAGGGAAAGGCUGCAGAAGAACUUCGCGGUUCGCCGUACCUGCUCGACUUGGACGAAGUCGCAAGGCGAACGGCCGAGGCUUGGGAGCGUGGUGCGAGCGAAGUCUGCAUGCAAGGCGGCAUUCAUCCCUCGUUCACAGGCGAAGAUUAUAUGGCUUUUAUCGGAGCUGCGAAACGAGGGGCACCGGACAUACACAUUCACGCCUUUUCACCGCUCGAAAUCGCUCACGGAGCGCAGACUCUCGGUCUGAGCGCUCGCGAAUACUUGCGUAAACUCAAGGAUGCAGGGCUGGGAUCGCUCCCAGGUACUGCUGCCGAGGUUUUGGACGACCAAGUUCGCGAAACACUCUGUCCAGAUAAACUCACCGCGAAAGAAUGGCUCGAUGUCGUCGAAGACGCUCACUUUGUGGGCGUGCCAACGACGAGCACCAUCAUGUUCGGUCACAUUGACGCCGACGGCCCGCGCGCGUGGGCGCGACAUCUCGUCUCCAUUCGCGAUUUGCAUCUCAAGACGGGUGGAUUCACGGAGUUCGUACCACUACCUUUCGUGCAUUUCGAGGCGCCGACGUAUCGUUUCGGCGCGUCUCGGAAAGGUCCAACGCUGCGCGAGUGCAUCCUGAUGCACGCCGUCGCGCGUCUCGUGCUGGGACCGGCGGGAAUCACGAACAUUCAGGCGAGCUGGGUAAAAAUGGGUCCCGAGCUCGCCUCACUUCUCCUGCACGCUGGAUGCAACGAUAUGGGCGGUACACUCAUGAAUGAAUCCAUCACUCGCGCCGCUGGUGCGACGUUUGGGCAAGAAAUCGACGCGCGCGAAAUGCGUCGAAUCAUCGAAGCCGCCGGCCGCGUUCCGCUUCAACGCACCACCUUGUACGCUCACGCACCCCAACAUCGCGUCGAGCACCCAUCGAUCGCGUAGGACGCGAUCGUCGUAGAUUGUAUGUAGAGUCACUA
Messenger RNA from Ostreococcus lucimarinus CCE9901, 2561 nucleotides. RefSeq lists its product with no specific name. The transcript has a single exon. NCBI's taxonomy places the organism in Eukaryota, Viridiplantae, Chlorophyta, Mamiellophyceae, Mamiellales, Bathycoccaceae. The record is from RefSeq and is a predicted model, not a curated record. Gene Ontology annotation, molecular function: 7,8-didemethyl-8-hydroxy-5-deazariboflavin synthase activity; 4 iron, 4 sulfur cluster binding. Bases 1 to 2526 code for a protein of 841 amino acids.